Messenger RNA from Cyprinodon variegatus (sheepshead minnow), 1605 nucleotides. RefSeq names its product NXPE family member 3-like. The transcript has 6 exons. The record is from RefSeq and is a predicted model, not a curated record. Bases 1 to 1605 code for a protein of 534 amino acids. NCBI's taxonomy places the organism in Eukaryota, Metazoa, Chordata, Actinopteri, Cyprinodontiformes, Cyprinodontidae.
AUGUAUGAGAGAAGCAGUAAAUUAGUAGAGAAUAAAAUUUUCUUCGCCGUACCCCAAGUGCAAUCCCUUGAGCAUCCCUUGCCCUCCGACGUCUGCUCCUUUCAUUCACUAUCACCUGAAGACGCCCUUGAAUGGAACCAUAUGAAAGACUCUGUUGCCUGGCCUGAAACCCCCCCUUUACCAACCAACUUUUCUCUACAUGACACUAGUGAUCCAGCUCACAGCACUUUCACCAUCCUUCCAGGAAACAGAGGGGGGAGUUGGCAUGUAGGGGAUCAGUUGGAAGUUUUGGUAAAAAUCAAUGAUUUCUACGGUCAUCCCAAGAAGUUUGGUGGAGACUUCUUGCUUGCUCGGUUGCACAACCCUACUCUGUUUGCAGGGGUGGCAGGACAAGUGUUGGAUCACCAGAAUGGUUCCUACACUGCUGUAUUCCCUUUACUCUGGGAGGGAAAUGCAGAAGUUGAGGUGAUCCUGGUUCACCCAAGUGAGGCUAUCACAGUGCUGGAAAGAGUGACCCAAGAGCAGCCAGACAGAGUUUAUUUUAAAAGCAUCUUUCGCUCAGGCUCCGUCACCCAAACCACGACAUGCAAUGUAUGCCUCAAGGCAGCUCAGCAGAAUCUGUGCAACUAUACAGACGUCCGCACUGGUGAGCCCUGGUUCUGCUACAAGCCAAAAAAACUGGGCUGUGACACCAGGAUCACCCAUGCUGAAGGAGGUUUCAAACAACCUCUAAAGCCCGGGGAGGGGAACCUCUUUAAACGUGGUGUCAACAUGAAAGUCUCCAUUCGGGCCUCAGAAAUUUCUAAUAUCGAUAUUUUGCCAAAAGUAAAAGGGGAUGCCAGUCCAAGUCUGAAUAUUAGACCUGCUGGUUAUUAUUACCAGGGUGUGUGGCGGGUAAUACACGGCACUCCGGCUAAACAGUUUAACACAUCCACAGCAAUCAGCCAGUGUCUCAAAGACAAGGUGAUCCACCUGUACGGGGACUCCACCAUCAGGCAGUGGUUUGAAUACUUAAUUGAAUCAGUACCAGGACUAAAAAAGUUUGACUUGAAAACCCUAAAGCAGAGUGGACCAUUCCUUGCUUUGGAUUAUGCCAACAACAUCUUAUUGACAUUCCAUUGCCACGGUCCGCCAAUCCGCUUUGGCACUAUGGCUGCCAGUCAGACACGUUAUGUUGCCAAUGAACUGGACAGUGUGAUUGGAGGCACAGGCACCGCUGUGGUCAUUGGCAUCUGGUCUCACUUAAGCACUUUUCCCGUUGAGGUCUAUAUUCGACGUCUACUAAAUGUACGGAGGGCGGUGGAGCGGCUGUUGAUCAGAGCUCCAGGUACACUUGUCAUCAUCAGGACUGCUAAUCCCAAAGCAUUAGACCUUUUCAAGACACUGACCAAUAGUGACUGGUAUUCCUUACAGCGUGAUAAAAUCCUAAGAGCAAUAUUCAAAGGGGUGAAAGUCCAACUGGUGGAUGCCUGGGAGAUGACUGUUGCACAUUACCUGCCACACAACCUCCAUCCAGAACCCCCCAUUAUCAAAAAUAUGAUCAAUAUCAUUUUGACCCACUUGUGCCCCCCUGGUGAAAGUUUUAAUGAAGCAACCAAGCCGUAG